Lipotes vexillifer (Yangtze River dolphin) is the source of this 402-nucleotide messenger RNA. Its product is annotated as CEA cell adhesion molecule 1. Lineage: Eukaryota; Metazoa; Chordata; Mammalia; Artiodactyla; Lipotidae. Gene Ontology annotation, cellular component: plasma membrane; cell surface. Gene Ontology annotation, molecular function: protein tyrosine kinase binding. Bases 1 to 402 code for a protein of 133 amino acids. The transcript is spliced from 3 exons. The record is from RefSeq and is a predicted model, not a curated record. Gene Ontology annotation, biological process: regulation of immune system process; signal transduction.
AUGUCCCUGGAAGAAGAGAAGGAAAGCAAUACCACAGUCACAGAACAUAAGGACCCUGCCGUCCUGACCUGCCUCUCAAAUGACGCUGGCAUCUCCAUAUGCUGGUUUUUCAAUGGCCAGAGUCUACUGCUCACAGAGAGGAUGAAGCUGUCCCCAGACAACAGCACCCUCACCAUCAACCCCGUCAGGAGGGAGGAUGCCAGGGAUUAUCAGUGUGAGGUCUCCAACCUGGGCAGUUCCAGCAAAAGUGACCCCCUCAGGCUGGGUGUGAAAUUUUCCAUGACAGAUGAUUCAACACAAGGAAGUUCUUCUGGCCUCUCAGGUGGUGCUAUUGCCGGCAUCGUGAUUGGAGUCCUGGCUGGCGUAGGUCUGAUAGAACCCCGGUGUAUUUCCUGUAUAUGA